Molecule: messenger RNA, 2073 nt
Organism: Sebastes umbrosus (honeycomb rockfish)
Lineage: Eukaryota; Metazoa; Chordata; Actinopteri; Perciformes; Sebastidae
Product: CASP8 and FADD-like apoptosis regulator
Exons: 10
Coding region: 517-1941 (474 amino acids)
Biological process (GO): proteolysis; negative regulation of extrinsic apoptotic signaling pathway via death domain receptors
Molecular function (GO): cysteine-type endopeptidase activity; protein binding
Source: RefSeq, a predicted model, not a curated record
UUUAUAAAUGCUGAUGGGUUUCUCACUCUCCAGUAAGCCAUCACAUCCAACGUUAUACAUUUUAAUAAGUCAUUAAUAAAGGGUUUGAAUACAUCUAGUUUGUAGUUUUAAGUGUUGGUAAAUUGUCUUUAAAUGGACUUUAGUCUGCUGCUCAAUGUGCCUUUAAGAAUGUGUUAUCGUCCUUGUUACUUUCACUUUCACUUUACUUAUCAGUGUUGUGCAGCUGUUUAUAACAUAGAAGAAGUACUAGUAUUACCUCGCACCUAUCGAGUCGUCAAGUGUGAAGAUCUUUAGAUGACUUUCAGAAACUCAGCGUGCACCAUUUAAGGGGUUUCUGUGUAAGUCUAAGUUGAGUUAAGGUACUUCCCCAGAAGCGUACUUUUGUGGUGCGUCAUCGUUCGUGCGUGGGCUAACAACAUCCUCUAAAUUCCUCUGUAGGUUGAUCUGUUGUCACAUUUCGACGGUGAGUUUACAGGCUGUUCAUAAAAUCAACUCUUGUACCAAAGUCCAAAGUCCAUGGCUCUUCCGGAUCAACGUCAGCUCCAGGCCAUUAAUCAAACAGCAGAAGCUCUCAGCAGCUGUGAACGCAGGAGGCUCUUCUACCUGUGUGACAGCCUGGACACGGACAACAGCGUGGCUUGUAUGAAGGAGAUGCUGAAAUCUAAAGUGAUGUGCCUCGAGAGGGGCAAUCUGUUUCUGACUGAGCUGAUUCUGCAGUUGAGACGUUUUGAUAUCCUGAGAAAGGUGUAUAAAACCAGCAGGGACGAGGUGGAGAGGGCUCUGAAACACAGGGAGGUUCUGCCAAGAUUCAGAGUAUUGAUGGCUAAUAUAAAUGAGGAUAUGGCCAAUGAUGAUCUGGACAGUGUGAAAUUCUUGUUGAGCAGCGAGUUGCCCCGUGAGAAGGUGGAAAAUGCAAAGAGUUUCUUGGAUGUGAUCAUUGAGCUUGAGAAGCUGGAUAUGGUUUCACCUGAACGAGUCGACCUCAUAGAGGAUUGCUUAAGAAACAUUGGUAGGAUCGACCUGGCCAAAAAAGUGAUGGCAUACAAGAUGUCUGUUGGAACAUCUGAAGGACAUUCAUCUCAACCGCAAAGGCACAGAGCUCCUUGUCCAUUCCCCACUCCAAGUGGUUCUCAUUCUCAACAGCAAACAAGACAAGCACAGUCCCUCCCCAUUGCUACAGAAAAGAUACAUGUACAAGUGCCUGCAUUCAGAGAGCAGAACUGUCAGAGUCAACUAGAUAGGUACAAAUGUAACACUAAACCCAGAGGAGUUUGUGUUAUCAUAGACUGCGUGGGUAAUGACGGAGACAUGUUGGAACAGACAUUUAAGGCUCUUCACUUCAACGUGGUCCUCCACAAAUUGCUGAGUGUGGACGAAACUCUUUCAGCUCUCAGAGGGAUACUCAUACAGAGAGAGAACUUCGAAGGCGACGCCUUUGUCUGUUGCAUCAUCAGCCGUGGUAAGGAAAGCCAUCUCCUGGGCACAGACUCGUACGGCACUGGUCUACGUCUGGACAACGUCAGACGUCUUUUCACGGCGGAUGCAUGCCCCAAGCUGGCUGGCAAGCCCAAACUCUUCUUCAUCCAGAGGUACAGCAUCCCCGAGUUCACGCCUCGUGUGACGAUGGAGCACCGGGAUGAGGAUCUGGAGACAGAUGGGUGUGACGGGCUGUCCAGAUAUGAUAUCAUCCCUACAGAUGCAGAUGUGUUCUGGAGUCACUGCUGGACGGAUGAAUGUCAGCUGGCGCAAGGACACCAUCGCUCCAUUUACGUGAAGGCUCUGACAGACGCCUUACACAAAGGUCAAAGAAGGAAAACACAUCUUAUUGAUGUUCAUACCGAGGUGAAUGGGGCCAUCUAUGAACACAACAGGAGGAAUCCAGGAGCAGACUACCACCUCGACCUGAAACAUACUUUAAGGAAAGAACUUUACUUAAUAUAGCGGAUUCAUCACCAUCACUUUUUUAUCAGCCACAUACAUUUUAUUAAUAAAGCCUACUCCUUGCCUUACAAGAACAUAUUAACUGUAUAUGCAAUGACACCUACUGGUUAUAAGCACUUAAAACACUUCUUU